AUGGACAUUCUCGACGUAGCUGAUCAGUUGUCGCAACUUGCGCUCGUUCUCCGCCAACAGCUGUUCGAAAAGGUCAUCGCUCAUCUCAGCCACUUUUUGUUGUGUUAUCGCAUCGUUUGUCUGCUGUUCCAUUUUUCGGAUGACGUCAUCAUCGACGGCGCUCACGCAUUCCUCUACAUUCUCGACUUCAUCAGAAGAGUCAACCAUACCGCCCGAGAAUCCAUCGUGCAUCAUCAUAAAACAAUCCUGAUUGUUGUCUUCGUGAUGGUUCUGCUCGACCUCUUCGUGAUCGCUAUCGUCAAAUUGAUUCUGAUGAUGAUUGCUCCAAUGGUGGUAGUUAUCUCUCCAGAAUCGCUGAUCAUUCUGGUUUCCAUAAGCAAUGUUGAUUGGCGCGGAUUGCAUGCGUGGAGAAGAAGCGUCUUCGACUUGUGGUGGACGAGCCAUUAUGAAUUUGAUAAAAGUGAUUGA
Molecule: messenger RNA, 468 nt
Organism: Caenorhabditis remanei
Lineage: Eukaryota; Metazoa; Nematoda; Chromadorea; Rhabditida; Rhabditidae
Exons: 1
Coding region: 1-468 (155 amino acids)
Source: RefSeq, a predicted model, not a curated record